This is a messenger RNA of Tigriopus californicus, 936 nucleotides long. RefSeq lists its product as uncharacterized. The coding region runs from base 138 to 626 and encodes 162 amino acids. The record is from RefSeq and is a predicted model, not a curated record. Lineage: Eukaryota; Metazoa; Arthropoda; Copepoda; Harpacticoida; Harpacticidae. The transcript has a single exon.
ACAAGUUUGCUAGCUUCCCAACAAGCUAGCACAACGGUAGGUAUUUCGCUAGUUCUCUUGCGUCAAGUUAGUUCAUCAGAGUUUCUCUCCGAGUCCUUAGUUGCAUCUGAUGGUUGAUUAUUCAUAACGCUUUGACCAUGAAAACGCAAGUGAUUGGUGUUUUAGUGGCUGUAACUGUUUUGCGUCUCAUCGGGUUAAUCUUAGGUUGCUGGUACGGCCCUUUCAUUUACAUUGUCAUCCCUUUGGGCGUGCUCUACUUGUCAUUGGACAUCUUGACCGUGUUUAUGGUGUAUGCAAGCGAUAUCUAUGAGUGGGAAGUGGGCGAGAAAGUGAGCAAGUGGGCUUGGAUCGGAGGCAAUAUCUUGGCCCUCAUCGGCCUAUUUGUGGCCUUCAUCUUUUACUUGGUGGAUUUGGGCUUUUGGGGAAUGACCUAUUACCCAAUUCACAUUUGCUUGUUUAUUUUGAUCAUCUUCCUGUGGGCUGCCAUUGUGGUGGCCAUUGUUCUCAUCCUGAAAAGUUUCAAGGACCAACCUGACUACGGUGAGCGACGAGGAAGAAAAGCCAAGAAAAAUCAAGACUACGAGGGAUUGAGCAACCCCAAAAACGAUCCCACACUCACCUACUGAGCGCCUUUCUGCAGCCAAACCUCAUUAUUGCUUGCCAUCGGAAAUGUACAGAAAGGGGACAUCUGAAUAUGUGCCUAGGUGCAAACUGAAAUCGGCGGAAUGGGUGCUUUUGUCUCUACGUCACUAACCCCUCCCCCCGAACGGGAAAAUUUCCUCGGCAUCAUCCCAACGAACAACCAAAUGAUUUAACUACAAUGUAAUUAUGAAAGUUUAAUAGCUAAUUCAAAUCCAUUUUUGGCCUUGAUUCGGCCAUUGAUUGAGUACUCUGUUUAUGAGCGACCUUGGGCAUUAAAGUACUUCCCGUUUUUCA